This is a messenger RNA of Papilio polytes (common Mormon), 1019 nucleotides long. RefSeq names its product farnesyl pyrophosphate synthase-like. The coding region runs from base 90 to 779 and encodes 229 amino acids. NCBI's taxonomy places the organism in Eukaryota, Metazoa, Arthropoda, Insecta, Lepidoptera, Papilionidae. Gene Ontology annotation, cellular component: cytoplasm. The transcript has 3 exons. Gene Ontology annotation, biological process: trans, trans-farnesyl diphosphate biosynthetic process. Gene Ontology annotation, molecular function: dimethylallyltranstransferase activity; (2E,6E)-farnesyl diphosphate synthase activity. The record is from RefSeq and is a predicted model, not a curated record.
ACAUCGAGGAUGGCGCGACGAGCCGCAACGGGCAGCCGUGCUGGCAUCUGCUGGCGGACGUUGGUUCGCUGGCGUACAACGACGCCAGCAUGCUGCGCAGCUUCAUCAUGCAGCUAUUGCUAAUCAACUUGCCCUCACAACUCUACAGCGACGUCGUUCAACUCUUCAACGAGGCUUUUUUUACAUGCAACGUUGGACAAUAUCUGGAUGCUAUAACCUCGAAACAUCGCAAUUAUGAUAACUUCACUAUGGAAUAUUUUAAUAAUAUUGCCUUGUACAAAUACGCUAUCUGCUGUAUAAAUUUUCCCAUACUAUCAGCGCUUGUUCUCUCCAACAAAUACAACGAGGAUACACGCAAACUUGUGGGAAAUAUACUAACCGAUGUCGGAACCUGGAGUCAAAUAAAUAAUGAUUUCAUAGAUUAUUACGACGACGACAAACGAACUGGUAAGACGGGAUCCGACAUCCAAGCUGGUAAAUGCACGUGGCUGGCGGUGACCGCCCUACAGCGCUGCUCGCCAGCCCAGAGAGAGGAAUUCAUAGCUAAUUACGGCAGCUGGGAGCCGGAGCACGUGACACGCAUCCGUGACUUGUACCAACAACUUGGCAUCGAUCUCAUUUACUUCCGAGAGGAGCAAGCCACUUAUGACAGAAUUGUCAACAAAAUUGAAUCUCUGCCCGCUAAUGCUGCGCUCUCCGCUGAUUUCUUCAAAACUGUGGUCAAUGCUUACUAUCCCAACGUCACCUGUGGUGAAUCGUUCAAAUUACAAAAGUCGUAGAUUCAACGCCCGUGUAAUUUCUGAAACUAGUAAAAUGUAGCAAAUUAAUGGUUUUAUAAUUUUGUUUAGGAUAAUGGGUAUACAAUCUCUAGUAUGUUAAAUUGUGGACGCACUAUAACUACCUAGUACCACAAGUAGCUUGUUCUAUAGAAGUCGCGGUGGGGUCAUCGAAAUUGGGUUUAAAAUUGGAUUUACAAAAAAAAACUAAAAAUGUUGAAUUUUUUUUGUCAAGUAAUUUAA